Messenger RNA from Tribolium madens (black flour beetle), 1891 nucleotides. It is a transcript of the gene abo, whose product is annotated as DET1 homolog. Bases 169 to 1848 code for a protein of 559 amino acids. The record is from RefSeq and is a predicted model, not a curated record. Gene Ontology annotation, biological process: protein ubiquitination; positive regulation of proteasomal ubiquitin-dependent protein catabolic process. The transcript has 4 exons. Lineage: Eukaryota; Metazoa; Arthropoda; Insecta; Coleoptera; Tenebrionidae. Gene Ontology annotation, cellular component: nucleus; cullin-RING ubiquitin ligase complex. Gene Ontology annotation, molecular function: ubiquitin protein ligase binding; ubiquitin-like ligase-substrate adaptor activity.
CGACAAAAUGAAUCAGACAUUACAAAAAAAAAUUGAAAGAUAUUUUUAUUUUGUAUUUAAUUCAAUAAAUGAUUGGUAAUUAAUUAAUUAACUUGGCGUUUGUGACAUUUGUGACUGCUGCUUUGACAUAUUAAAAUGACCUAACCUAGAAAUUCACAUAUCAAAAUAAUGGAAAGGUCGCCAAUUUGUAGCACCGAAUAUGUAUUUAAACGUAAGAAGAUCGCCCCCCAGAAUAUCGUAAUACGUCUGAAAAAUCGCGAAACGUUUUCGUACCGAAAACCGGGGACUCACUUCCACACCGCUCGCCAAUUCUACCAGUGCAUUUUCCCCAAUUUUACUGUGAUAAACGUGGAAAAGCCCCCUUGUUUUUUACGAAAAUUCAGUCCCGACGGUAAAUAUUUCAUAGCAUUUUCGUCGGACCAAACGUCGCUCGAAGUCUACACCUACAGAGGGCCGGCAGCUGCGGCAGACUUAUUCAACAAAACUGAGAACUGUGAUGCCGAAAAACGUUCAGAAAUUAGUAGUAAAAUUUUUGACAGGAUUUUUAAGUUAAAAUAUGUGGUACACGUGACCCAAGGCUCUGAGGAACUUAAUCGUGAGUGUAGCCUUUUCAGUGAUGACGGCAGAUAUGUGAUAAUAGGUUCGGCGGCCUUCAUACCGGAAGAAAUCAGGCCACACUUUUAUGAAAUUUAUACAAAUAAUGAAUCAGUUACUCCUAACCCGCGUUCGCCUUUGGAAAACUACACGCUUCAUUUAGUUGAUUUACAUCUAGGAAAAUUAUGUGAUUCGAGGCAGUUCAAAGUUGACAAAAUUUUCCUGUCGCACAACCAAGGUCUUUAUUUGUACAAAGACAUCCUCGCUGUACUCUCAGUCCAACACCAAGUGAUCCACAUUUUCCAAAUUCUGGACGGAAUGUUCGUAAACGUCCGAAAAAUCGGAAGAUUUUGUUUCGAGGACGACUCAUACUUCUACGACUUGGCAUAUUCAAAUGAGAGGGCCUUCAGAGACGUCAGCAUAAACUCCUUAAAACACCGAUUGCUAACAUUUUUGUAUAAAAGAGCAGUUACAAUCAGUAAAAGAGACAAUAGUCCCCUGGAAAUACGCAAAUUUUUCCACCAUUUCAGCAACUACAACGCACUGAAAUUGUGGAAAAUGCAGCUCCUAGAUGAAAAUCAUUUGUUAAUUAAAUACGCGAGCGAAGAUGUUGUCACUUUAAAAUGCACGGACGCAAACACCCAACCAUCCUUUUUCAUAGUUUACAGUAUGAAGGAAAGCAAAAUUUUAGCAAUUUAUGAAAACACGUCGACGGAUUUGUUACACUUAUUUGAGAAUUUCUGUGAUUCGUUUAGGAAUGCGUGUGUAAAUUGUGAGACACAAUUCACUUGUAGUCCCUCUAAUAACAUUUAUGCAAGGAUUUUGCAGCAAAGGUUCAAACAAACAAUAGUUAGUGCAAAAUACGGUGGCGAAACGGAAGCCACCAAAAGACUUUUAGCUCAAUUACCAAUAAGUGCCCAAUCUUACAGCAGUUCGCCUUAUCUGGACUUGUCGUUGUUCAGUUAUGACGACAAAUGGGUGUCGGUGAUGGAACGACCAAAGACAUGUGGAGAGUAUCCGAUAAGGUUCUACGGUCGCGAUUCGGGAUUUUUAAAAUUCCAGAUUUUCGCCGGCGGUACACGACUGAUGUACCCCUCAGCUCGAAGACUGGUGGCGUUUACUUUCCACCCUACUGACCCGUUUGCCAUUUCCGUGCAACGAACCAAUGCCAAUUAUGUUGUAAAUUUUCACGUGAGACAAGACGCAGCAUAUGACAAUAAUAAUUUUUACGAAGAUUGUAAUUUUGUACUGUAACAUUUAUUGUUGUGAUAAAAUAAAGUUUAUUGUUGAAAAAUUA